AUGACGAUGUAUUACUUGAUCAGUGCUUCCGCCUUCUUUGUGCUCUGCAUAUUCUUCAACGGUGUCUCUGCAGUUGCAACAUAUGCAGGCUUGUCAACAAUGGAGGAUUCGCACUCCCUGGUAGCGUCCAAUAUGACAAAUGAAAGCGUGAAUUCGAGCUAUAAAAUCCCAACGCUCCUGGGUGUGGGAUUUGGGCAGAAAAUGCGGCAAGCUUGCGCAAAAGAAGACAUAGUAGUGAAUCAGAGCCCCGAAUCCCCCAUGCCAAACGGACUUCCAUCAUACACUGUAGAAAUUCAGAAUAUGUGCCCCACAGGCUGCUCAAUUGCCCAAAUCCACCUUACCUGCGGAUGGUUCAGCUCUGGAGUAGAGGUAGAUCCAAAAUUAUUCAAGCGUUUAAGGUACAACGACUGCCUUGUCAACAAUGGGAAUCCAAUAAAGGCCGGAGGCUCUGUAUCCUUCGUUUAUGCACAAACUUCUAAAUAUCCCAUGGCAGUCUCUUCUGUGAAAUGUGUCGCAUGA
This is a messenger RNA of Cryptomeria japonica (Japanese cedar), 519 nucleotides long. RefSeq names its product protein TAPETUM DETERMINANT 1-like. The coding region runs from base 1 to 519 and encodes 172 amino acids. Gene Ontology annotation, biological process: cell fate determination. Lineage: Eukaryota; Viridiplantae; Streptophyta; Pinopsida; Cupressales; Cupressaceae. The record is from RefSeq and is a predicted model, not a curated record. The transcript has 3 exons.